UGAAGAGUAAAUAGAAGGUAACAGAAGAAUAAAGUUAAAAAAUUCAUGGUAAAAUGGCAUCGAAAAGAACCACUUCGCUGAUGAAAAAAUAAUUCAGAUAUGUAGUCUUCUGAGAGGACUACACGGAUAACUGUUUCAAGAUGUAGUUAGAGUUAUUCGACCAUGUUCCAAGCGUUGGGCCUUCAAAAUGGAUCUUCGUCUGACGCGUCAGAAUCUACAGAUGACGGCUUGGAUGAUUCCUGGGACAUUACUACCAAAUGUUUGGUUGGAAUUCCAUUAGCCAUCAUCAUUUUCAUGGCUAUCACGGGCAACUUGUUAGUGUGCUUGGCCAUUUCUACAGAUCGCAGACUACGCAAGCUGGGGAACUUAUUUCUUAUAUCAUUGGCCGUCGCCGAUCUUUUAGUUUCGUCACUUGUCAUGACUUUUGCACUCGCUAAUGACCUUAUGGGAUACUGGAUGUUUGGUCCACAGUUCUGUGACACGUGGGUAGCAUUUGACGUCAUGUGCUCCACAGCAUCCAUUCUGAAUCUCUGUGCAAUAAGCUUGGACAGAUUCAUUCACAUAAAAGAUCCACUACGGUAUGGCCGAUGGAUGACUAGACGUGUCGUUCUGAUGUCCAUAGCUGGUAUCUGGAUUAUGUCGGCAUUGGUGUCUUUCCUCCCCAUCAGCCUGGGAUGGCACAAGCCUAAGAAAAUGGCUGAAUCAUUGGAUGAGGAACUACGACCUACGUGCGCUCUUGAUCUGACACCUGUGUAUGCUGUGGUGUCCUCCAUAAUAAGCUUUUAUGCUCCAUGCGUGGUCAUGGUGGCAUUAUACACAAGGUUAUACUUAUAUGCCAAGAAGCAUGUUAGAAACAUUCGUGCCGUCACAAAAACAGCAAACACAAAAAACUGCAACAGUAGCAAUCAUCAUCAUAACAUGGAUCAUAAAGCUGCCAUCACUUUAGGCUUUAUUAUGGGAACGUUCCUCGUGUGCUGGGUUCCCUUCUUUUGCAUCAACAUCGUUGCCGCUGUCUGCAAGUCGUGUAUUUCUGACUUGGUGUUUAAAUUUUUCUCUUGGCUUGGUUACUGCAAUUCUGCUCUGAAUCCUAUAAUUUACAGCAUUUUCAAUUCAGAGUUUAGAGACGCAUUUCGUAGAAUUCUUCUUACCUACAUUCAAGCCGAGUGCUGUUCAGGGACGAUUUGCAAGGGUUCUUCGCAGGAUAGACAAGACUUCCGUCGGACCAUGAAAGGAACUGGUUGCAACAAUCAUCUACGACCGCCAUCUUCUCCGUUAAACCCUGAUCCAAUAAACAGGAUUGAAAUGCAGGGUGAAUGGGCUGGAAAAUCAUCUGACGUUUAAGAUAUCACAGCAAUAAAACAAUUGAUAAUUUUAUUCAUGACAAUUUCCUCAUGAGUAUUAUUUAGAGUUUAAGAUAAAAUUUGCCUUCCUAAAAUUUUGUGCUAACCAAAAAUGUCUCGGAUG
Uloborus diversus is the source of this 1464-nucleotide messenger RNA. RefSeq names its product dopamine receptor 1-like. Gene Ontology annotation, cellular component: membrane. The record is from RefSeq and is a predicted model, not a curated record. Gene Ontology annotation, molecular function: G protein-coupled receptor activity. NCBI's taxonomy places the organism in Eukaryota, Metazoa, Arthropoda, Arachnida, Araneae, Uloboridae. The transcript has 2 exons. Gene Ontology annotation, biological process: adenylate cyclase-activating adrenergic receptor signaling pathway. The coding region runs from base 163 to 1341 and encodes 392 amino acids.